This is a messenger RNA of Effrenium voratum, 1835 nucleotides long. NCBI's taxonomy places the organism in Eukaryota, Dinophyceae, Suessiales, Symbiodiniaceae. The record is from the annotation of a GenBank genome assembly.
AGUGUGCCUUCCUGGCACAACCUGCCUGGCAGGCGGAGCCGAGUCGCCCGCAGCUAUGGCGGGUGCUGGGCUCCGAGCCGCGGCAUGUUUCGAGAUAAUGUGGCUUUCGGUCCUGCUCCGCGCUAGCGCGCUGGAUGACGCCUUCGUGCGCCAGGACCUUGAUGUGAACUAUGUGGCCGAGAUGCUUGACAAGCUGCAGGCCUCAGUGAAGCAGCAGAGCUUCGUGUCGCACGAGCACUUCCAGGGCGAGCUGCGGCGCUUGCGGGGCGCCAUCUCUCAGGCGGCCGAUUCCGCCAACCUGAAGCUCUUAGAAGACACGCUCGAGCAGACGGAACGAGAAAAGAUGGAGGCAGAGGCGGCGAAUUUGGAAGCGAUGCAGUACUACCACACGGUGCGCGCCGCCUUUGGAUCCCAAGGGGGUGCCCCGAGCUGCGACUUCUUGACCUGCGGGCGCCACGCGGUGUGCAGGUCGAGCAAGAGCCAGAGGGCCUUCUGCGAAUGCGAGCCGUGCUUCAGCGGAGAUGGCUUCACCUGUCGACCUUCCAAGUGCACCGCUGAGACCUUCUAUUCCUCUCAGCCGGUGGUGCCCUGGUCGCGGUCCGGGUUGAAGCCGGACCCCGUGAGCGCCGCUGCGGUCAGCAUUGCGCUGCUGGGUGAAGGCAGUGUAGCAGUGGCCAUCCAAGAUGAGCUGCGUGGCGGCCAGGGGUUUUUGUCCGUGGGCCACGUGAAAUCCAGGGAGGUGGUCUGGGGAGAGUGGCAGCUCUUCUCCCCGGACUCUGCGGCCUUUCAGCCCACGCUGGUGAGCUUGGGUGAGCGGCUUCUCAUCUCCUACCGAGACGCGGAAGAGGAAGGCAAAGGCUACUUGGUGAGCGGUCACCCGGACGGGGAGGAUCUCACGAACUUCAAGGUGGCGCUGAGUAGACCGUACUUGCUGGCGAAGAAGCUCCGCCAGAAGGUGACGCUGGUGCCCUUGUCGGGCAGCCGCGUCGCCUGCCUCUUUGGCGGCGAGAUGGGCGACAGCCAGACCCAGGCACCAGGCCGCGCGGUCCUGGUUCGGGCGCUGGACGGCAUCAGUCUGCUGGGGAGGUACCACUUCGGAGCAAAGGCACCCAUCUCGGAGGUGGCGGCGACCAAGCUUACGGAGGAUUCCUUCGUGGUAGCCUACCGCCAGCUGCCUCCCAGCGACCAAGAGCUUGGGGCCACCUCCAAGGAACUGUCCGCCACCUGGAUGAAGGUUUCCGCGGACGACCUGCUGGUGGUGAGCGGGCACCAUCUCGCCCUGGAGCCGGAGCGUGCCGGGAUGCUCCACCGGGACCUGGCCUUGGUCUCCCAGAACCUCUUCGCCUACUCCUACUACUCCGGGGCCGAGAAGAAGACCAAGAUGUCCCUCAUUCAGCUGGACCCGUCCUCGCACCGGAUGUCUCCCUUAGGGGAGCCGACCGUCCUGGCGGUGGGAUACAACUCCUUCGUGGGCGCCGUGUCUCUGCCCUCGGGAAGUCAAGUGCCCAGCACCUUCACCUACCUGCAGCCGGUGGGCAAAAGCAGCGCCGCCAAGGUCUGCGGCGUGAGCGCCGCCCAGCGGGUCUCCGGGUGCAAGGACCUGCACUGGGCAGAGGCAACCGGAGGACGCACCGGACCGGUCCAGCGAUCCAACCUGGGUAAUGGGCGGAGCUGCAGGCGGCGCAAGCAGUGAAGCUGCAAGACGGGCGCCUGCUCUUCGCGCUGGUGCAGAAGGGCGGUACUGUGCAGAGCCGGCUGCUCUCUGCCGGAGAAGCCUCUGCGCUGGACAUCAACAUGGCGGUGGUCUGAUCUCACCCGCAAACCGGCAGAAAAUG